Molecule: messenger RNA, 2093 nt
Organism: Xiphophorus maculatus (southern platyfish)
Lineage: Eukaryota; Metazoa; Chordata; Actinopteri; Cyprinodontiformes; Poeciliidae
Gene: asmtl
Product: acetylserotonin O-methyltransferase like
Exons: 15
Coding region: 76-1998 (640 amino acids)
Molecular function (GO): O-methyltransferase activity; nucleoside triphosphate diphosphatase activity
Source: RefSeq, a predicted model, not a curated record
CCGUCAUUCGGGUCAUCUUAGCUAGUCGCUCUUUCCAUGUUUCCUGGCUUCUGCAGGUGAAACUCUAAGGCCACCAUGGUUCUAAAUCCAGUCAUUUCCAAGCUCUCUGGUAAACUGGUUGUAUUGGCCAGUUCCUCUCCUCGAAGACUGGAGAUACUCCGCAAUGCGGGUUUACGUUUUGAGGUGGUGCCAUCUUGGUUUAAAGAAACUCUCAAUAAGGGACUUUUCAAAGCCCCUCAUGAGUAUGCUGUUGAGACAGCCAAGCAGAAGGCCCUGGAGGUGGCCAGGAGGAUGCCAGUUAAACACUUGAAAACUCCUGACAUGGUGAUCGGAGCAGAUACAAUUGUGACUGUCGAUGGUAUGAUUCUGGAAAAGCCGGUGGACAAACAGGAUGCGUACAGGAUGCUAUCUAGUUUGAGUGGUAAAGAGCACAGUGUAUUUACUGGAGUUGCCAUUGUCUUGUGUCAUGAAAAAGACGACGAUGAACUGGACUACCAGAUGAUAGACUUCUAUGAAGAAACAAAGGUUAAGUUUGCAGAUCUCUCACAAGAUAUGCUAUGGGAGUACAUCAAUAGUGGUGAGCCCAUGGACAAAGCUGGUGGCUACGGCAUUCAAGCUCUCGGCGGCAUGCUGGUGGAGUACGUCCAUGGAGACUUCUUAAACGUUGUCGGGUUUCCCCUCAACCACUUCUGCAAACAAUUAGACAUUAUUUACAACCACUGCUCUUUCGUCAACCCUGAGACAACUGAAUCUGUCUACGACCGUCAUUCCACCCCAAUUCUAAUUGAGCAGAAAGACACCUCCACAUCCAUCCCCAGACACAGCAGCCCUUCGGCCAGCCCACUUCAUAAGGUAAAAAAGAAAGACAGAGAAAGUGAGGCAAAGGUCAAUAGGUUGUCGAAACAGGAUGCCGGGGAGAUCAAGCUUCAUAAUUCUGAAACUACCAUGUUGUCCGUAAUGAGGAGUAGAGAUGGAGCCGUCAUUGACCAAACCGAGCCUAAAAAGGGAGACUUGGGGCUGAUUUGUGAGCUAAUGGAUGGAUUCAAAGCCUCAAAGGCGCUGUUCACAGCAUCGAAGUUCGGCUUGUUUGACGUUCUGCACAAGAAGCCUGGGCUGGACGCAGAGCAGAUAGCCCAGGAGAUCAAAGCCUCUGUGAAGGGGACAGAGACGCUGCUGGAAGCUUGUGUGUCACUGGGACUGCUGAAGACCAGAGAUACAGCAGGAUGCCCAAAACCUGGAUUUGAGAACACAGAUGCGGCUUCAUGUUUCCUGCGCUCAGAUUCUCAUUUCUCGCUGCACGCCUACAUUCAGCACUGUAACGACACAUUGUGGCCUGUUUUCGCUCACCUCGAAAGCGCGGUGCGGGAGGGAACUAGCCAGCGUGGGAAGGUCAAGUCAUCUACAGAGAUCUGUCAGGAACCCAGACUGAGAUUCAUGCAUGCCAUGCACAGCUCUGCUAAAGUUGCAGCUACAGCCGUGGCAACGGCCUUUGACCUCUCCAGCUACAAAACAGCCUGCGACGUGGGGGGAUGCACUGGCGCCAUCGCGUACGAGUUGAUUAAAAUCCACCCCGACCUGUCUGUAGCUGUGCUCGAUUUGCCUGCCGUUGUGGAGAUGAGUGCACCGUUUCAGCGGCAACACACGGACAAAAGGGUCACUUUCAAAGCUGGAGACUUCUUAAAGGACGAAUUGCCUAAAGCAGACCUGUACGUCCUGGUGAGGAUUCUCCAUGAUCUGACCGAUGAGAAGCUGCAUAUUCUGCUGAGGAGAAUUUCAGAAGCAUGCACUCCAGGCUGCGGCCUCCUGCUGAGCGAGAUCUUUCUGGAUGAAAACAGAAGCGGCCCGAGCCGAGGGCUGCUGCAGGCUCUCAGCAUGAGCGAGGGGAAACAGCGAAGUGCGGCGGAGUACAGUCGGCUUUUAAAGGGCCACGGUUUCAUAACGGCACAAGUGAAGCACACAAACAGCCUUCUGGAUGCAAUGCUGUGCACCAAAGCAUAACAGACUUGCACCCUUACCUACAUUUAGACCUUUGUGAUGUAGGUUAUGAUGUGGGUUGUCAUUGAACUUUGCCAAUAUUAAACACUUAACUCUUC